AUGAGUACAUUUGAAGAUGCUCUAUGGGACAAAGAAGAGUUACAGAAAAGAUCGAGCCCAGUACCUCCGUACCCUGGGUUUGAUUUAGAUGGAACCUAUAGUCCUGAUUGUCCAGUUCCGAGGGUUAAAUGGGGCGCUGAAGACUAUCUGAACAGAAAUAGAGGCUCGAUUGAUAACUGGGCGUUUUAUGGCGAGAGCAUUGCGUCACCAAGGCCUGAACCACGUUGUCCGACCAGAGAGUCCGUUGAUAACUGGACGCAUGGACGUCAUGGAACAAUAAAGCCGAUAAUAGAUGGUUUUGCGUCUCCUAGACCGGAAACUGCCCCACCAAGAAUUAAAACGGAAGCGGAAGGCAUUGCACGUGUCAGUAGAGGUUUUAGAAUGUGUAACCUAAUUACAAAGUACGGGGAGUUCGGUGCUACUCCCCGAGUUGCCAGGGUGAAACCGGAAGCUGAAGAUACAGCAACUACCCAUAAAGAUGGCCGGAUGAAAAAACUUGUUCACAGUUACGGGAAGUUACCCCUCUCUGCACGUGGAGUACCAGUCAAAGUUGAAGGAGAAGACAACGCCGACUUAGACAAAGGCAAGCGUAUGAAUAAACUUAUUCAUAGUUACGCUAAACAACCUCAGUCUGCACGUGCUGUCCCGAGGGUAAAAACCGAGGGGGAGGACAACGCUGAUUUAGAUAAAGGUAAACGCAUGAAUAAUUUGAUUCACAAAUACGGGCGAAUGCCCCUGUCCGCAAGGUCUGUCCCGAGGGUUAAAACUGAGGGAGAGGACAACGCUGAUUUAGAUAAAGGUAAACGCAUGAAUAAUUUGAUUCACAAAUACGGGCGAAUGCCCCUGUCCGCAAGGUCUGUCCCGAGGGUUAAAACUGAGGGAGAGGACAACGCAGACCUUGAUAAAGGGAAGCGAAUGGACAGACUGGUGCAUAGUUGUGAAACCUUACCGAAAUCCCCUCGAUCCCCUCCGAGGGUAAAACAUGUAGACGGCAUUUACAACUUUUAA
Messenger RNA from Ruditapes philippinarum (Manila clam), 1008 nucleotides. RefSeq lists its product as uncharacterized. Lineage: Eukaryota; Metazoa; Mollusca; Bivalvia; Venerida; Veneridae. The transcript has a single exon. The record is from RefSeq and is a predicted model, not a curated record. The coding region runs from base 1 to 1008 and encodes 335 amino acids.